AUGAACUGGUCGCUUAUCGCAUUUCCGCUGAUACCCAUCUUGUGUUUGGUGGCCCUUGCUUUAUGGAGCAAAGUCGAUGAGAAUCUUUGUCCGAAGAUUAUAAAAUGCAAAGAUCCUUGUGUCGUUGAGGCUGAUCCUGACAUUGCUGGCAUUGGAGUCCGCAUUGCUACUUAUACUCAGACUAUUUGCAAUAUCAUUCUUCUAGGGUUUGCCUCUGAUGGAAACAGAACGAGCGCUUCCUACCAUGCUCUUGUUCUCACCUCUCUCGCAACGAUUAUCACCCUGGGUAUUUUCUCCAUCCAAACCAAGCUCAGUCUUCACCAUUCAGUGGUUGCGUCUUCCCUACUUACAAUCACCAUACUGCCCACACACAUCUUAGAGUCAUGGAGAGUUCGAUCGCCGGGAAUAUUCGUUGCCCAACAGGUUCGGCUUGCAAUCUACUGUGCCUAUGCCUGGUGGCUGAUCCUCGAAAUGCCGUGUAUGGGAGCCGAACCGCAGUGCAAUCUAUGCACACGGUCAAGCCUGUUCGGCCAUGCAAGUCGAGUCGCUACGCACGGGAACAGAUCAUUACGGCUGGGAGUUGUUCUCUUCACAAGCUAUUUGUGGCUUCGGCAGGUGGUCUGGUCCUACGGCCCAAGGCAUUAUUUCGAAUCCGUCCCUGCUACACUUUCAGAAACUCGAAAACAAGCCUGGAACUCUUAUAUUGACGAGAAUCGGGAUUCAUUAACAACGUGGCGACUCCGACGUUUAGCCCGAGAACGAAAAUACGACCAGUUUUCGCGCUUCUUAAUACCAGGCUGGUUGUGGUACGACGACGUGACCACGGCACGAAGAGGAAUAGAGCAAAGACGGUGGAAGCGAUUUCUGCCCUUGGACAAGCAGAAGGUCAACUGGUUCGUCAGGGUGUGGGAAGAUGCUACAGUUGCCAUCCGUGUUCCACGUUGUCAAAGAGCGAUAGUGGCAUUGCUGCUCUCAGUUCUCUUGAUCUCCGAUACAGAGCACACGGUGAAGCUAAACUUGAGUGCCGACAGGGAUCAGUGGGGUUAUGGGCAGAUCCUUGCACUGGUAGCAACAAUUCCGUCAGUGGCGGACGUGACAAGGUUACUGCUAAGACUAGGCAAGAGGCCAUACCUUGUUAUCCCUUUUAAAGAGAACAUUGGCAACUGCGGCAAUCGGGGUGUCUCUGAUGACGGUCUUUACCCCUGA
This is a messenger RNA of Fusarium graminearum PH-1, 1206 nucleotides long. RefSeq lists its product as uncharacterized. The transcript is spliced from 3 exons. The coding region runs from base 1 to 1206 and encodes 401 amino acids. The record is from RefSeq and is a predicted model, not a curated record. Lineage: Eukaryota; Fungi; Ascomycota; Sordariomycetes; Hypocreales; Nectriaceae.